Molecule: messenger RNA, 168 nt
Organism: Arabis nemorensis
Lineage: Eukaryota; Viridiplantae; Streptophyta; Magnoliopsida; Brassicales; Brassicaceae
Source: the annotation of a GenBank genome assembly
AUGUACAAGUUCCUCAACACCAUUAUCGACGAUCUCUUUGCCUUUGUCAUCAAAACGCCGAUUCUUCAUCAACUCUCUGUGUUCCGAGAUGAUGUGAUAUUCUUGUACCAAAGGUGGGUAUACCCAGUGGACAAGACUCAUGUUAACGAUGUUCGGUUUUGGAGGUGA